GCCGCCGCCGCCGCCAUAGGGUGAUCGCUGCGCUGCGCCGAGAUGGCGCUGGAGGUGCGGCGUAUGGAGGGCGAUGUGGAGGAUGGCGAGCUCUCCGACUCGGACUCCGACAUGCCCGGCGCCGGCUCCCCCAGGGAGCGGCAACAGAAAUCAAACGAUGGCAGUAAUGCAGGCAGACCUUUCCAGAGCAGCAUUUCAUCAGGUGUACCAGACGUUCCUUAUCGGACAACCAAAAGUGUAGAUUCAAGUGAUGAAAGCUUUUCUGAAUCUGAUGAUGACAGCUCUCUGUGGAAACGAAAACGACAGAAGUGUUUCAACUUUCCUCCUGCUAAAUGUGAGCCUUUUCCACUUAAUCAGAGCCACGCGAAACAAACUGCUCUAGGUGGUAAGAAGGUUAACAAUAUCUGGGGCAUGGUGCUCCAGGAGCAAAAUCAGGAUGCAGUGGCUACUGAACUUGGGAUUCUAGGAAUGGAUGGAAGUAUUGACAGGAGCAGGCAGUCGGAGACUUACAAUUAUUUAUUGGCUAAAAAGUUGAUGAAGGAAGCUCAGCAAAAGGAGGCAGAGACUUUAGAUAAAGAACUGGAUGAAUACAUGCAUGAUGACAAGAAAACAUUGCCAGCAGAAGAAGAAAAUGGACAAGGCUUUCUCAAACGAAAGCGAUCUGUGAAAGACAGACUGGGUGAAAGACAAGAAAUGAAAUACAAAGGAAGGUAUGAAAUAACAGAAGAAGAUUCGGAGGAAAAAGUAGCAGAUGAAAUUGCUUACCGGCUUUGUGAACCAAAGAAAGAUUUAAUUGCUCGAGUAGUGAAAAUAAUUGGAAAAAGAAAAGCUAUUGAGCUGCUCAUGGAAACUGCUGAAGUGGAACAAAAUGGUGGACUGUUCAUAGUGAACGGUACUAGGAGGAGAACACCAGGGGGUGUUUAUUUAAACCUGCUGAAGAACACACCCAGUAUCAAAGAAGAACAAAUCAAGGAAAUAUUCUAUCUGGAAAACCAAAAAGAGUAUGAAAACAAAAAAGCUGCUAAGAAGAGAAGAAUACAAGUUCUAGGAAAGAAGAUGAAAAAAGCCAUUAAAGGGCUUAACCUGCAAGAAUAUGAUGAUGCAUCUCGUGAGACUUUUGCUAGUGACACAAACGAAGCUCUGGCUUCUCUGGAUGAUUUACAGGAUGGGCAUCAUGAAACCAAGAUGGAACAUGAAGAUAUUAUAGAAAUCGAUAAUGCUCAUGAUUUGGAAAUCUUUUAGAUAUUAAUGGUAACAAAGUUUCUAUAAAAUGUAUAAAACAAACUUUUAAAAAUAUACUAUAACUUCUUGUUCUCAUAAAUUGCAGAAACGUGGGAAAUAUUUGAUGAAGAGGAAAAUAGUAUAGAAAAUGGCAUAACUUUUAACACCAUGAAAAAAUGUUAACUGUCCUAUUAUUUGUUUGCUGAGUCCUCAAAAACUGAUAAGAUUUUUCUCAAUAACAGUUCUGCAUCAGUGUUCCUUAGGAAAGUUGUUUUAGCCACGUUAAUUUUAGUAAUUAAUACUUCUAACAAAAUAAAUCCAGCUUAAUCUGCUGAAGCUGACGAAGUUGCCAUCAAAUAGGGGAUGUUCCUGAUUAUACUUGAACAGAAACACCAGUAUAAAGUUACUCUUGAUGUAAAAGAUUAUGUGAUGUUAAUAUGACAGUGUGCUGACAAGAAUAGCAAUGUUUAUAUGAUUAAGACCUGUAAAAUCAGAUUAAUUUGUGAAAUUAACUGCAUUUUAAUGUUGGCAAUCUUUGAAUAACAAUCUUGUAAAUAGGUACUGCUGAGCAAUGUAUGUUUUAAAUUUCUGCAGUUUAUUCCAUUUAAUAAUAGUGGUUUGAGCUUCCUAGCUAUGCUACCUAAACUUUUUCUAUGAAUAAACAUACACAGUUUACACAUCUCUUUGGUCUAAAAGACAGCUCUUUCUGAAUGGAGAGAUUGUAUUAAUGUUUGCUUUGAGUGUCUUUAUACCCUAUGUGCAGGUAUAAACAUUGCAGUUCUUGUUUCCGUGCUUUUUCUUGUGGUAGAAUGAAGUUAUGUGCAGCCUUGCAGGAAUUAUGAAGUUCAUAUUUGCUGAAUCUUAAGAAAACAAAGUAUGCAAAAGAUAACUUCUACUUGACACAAAAGACCUUUUUAAGUUUGUAGAUAAUGUUUUGGUUGUAACUGAAGAAAGUUUGUGACAUUGAUAUGUAUAUGUUUACAAUACUUUGUCACUAUUGAGUUGUAUUUUCUGUGAAUAGACACAUUAUUUUGCAAUAUAAAAUACUGUUGUGAUUUAACCUUGGAGGCAGUAAGUACCACACAGACUGUUCCUGACUACCAGCUCCCAGGGGAAUCAGGAAAAAAAAAAAGAAAGGUAGAACUCAAGGGUUGAGAUAAAUGCAACAUACUAAGACAGAAAACUAAGGGAAAAUAAUAGUAAUUAUAUAUUUUUUCAAUACAAAUGAUGCACAACACAAUUGCCACCCACUGACUGAUGCCCAUCCCAUCCCCAAGAAGCAGCUGCUCCCAUUUGUACCCUUUGUCUCAGCCGGAUUCCCUAUUUUUGUAGUUCUGCGUGGUGUCAUAUGGUAUGGAAUGUCCCUUUGGCCAAUCUGAGCCAGCCAUCUUGGCUCCCCUGUGCACCCCAAACCCCUUUCCUGACAGAGCAACAUGAGAAGCAGAGAUGUCCCUACCUCCAUGCAGCACUGCUCAGCAACAUCCCAACCUGGUGGUUUUUUCUCCAAAGCACAGCACCACGCUGGCCAUCAUGAGGAAAAUCAGCUAACCUAGCUGAAACGGCAACAAAUAAGUUGGCAUUCAUAAUGGAUUAAUUGGCUUCUAAAGCAAACACAUAUCCAUAGAUUUUCCUCAUCUGGGAGUUCUGGGAUUUCAGAGGCAAGGCGUGUCACUGAAACGUAUAAUGAAAUAAUAUAACUGUCAAAAGCUGGUAGUAAAAGGAUAAAAUAUCUUGAGAAAGACUCGAGAAACAUACACACAUUCCAUUAUGCUUUUAAAUUUAUCUAGGAGUUCUGCAUUUUUCUGUUGAUGUGUCUGAGCUUCCUGUUACUCAUCAGGUGUGAAGUGUGCUUUUGCUGGAAACAGGCUGUCAACAAAGUAGUAGGAUUUGAUUUAUUCAUUAACUUUCCUAAUACAUCUGUAAUGAUCAAGUGUACUAAAAUGGUAAGUCAUGCACAGUACUUGAUUAGUUUGAGACAGUACUUGUUGGUCGUGGUUUUGGUAAUUACUUGGGAAUGUCUUCCAAAAAUGGUAUAGAGAACACUAAUUUUUAUGGGUUAAGAUUUCAGUUUAUUUGUUGGGGUUUUUUUUCUUCCAUUGUUAGAUAAUUUUAUGUUUAUAAGAACUGUGUAUUUUUUGUCUAAGUGGUAAUAUUUUUAGUGUUCGUUUCCUAGCUAAGGAUAUUGAAACAGUGUAUGAAGUCAUCUCUUCAAGGAAAGAAUGAUAUAGAGCAUCAUUUCCUUCUUUGUCUGCCUCAUGUUUUCUCUCCCAUCUUCUUUGGCUUUCACAGUGUUCCUUUCAAAAGGACAUGCACUCAAAAUAUUUGAGCAUACAGUCUUCAUUCUGUUUUCACCAAUGGGUAUUAAAAAGAUUGUGUUAAGUAGAAA
Gallus gallus (chicken) is the source of this 3607-nucleotide messenger RNA. It is a transcript of the gene PHAX, whose product is annotated as phosphorylated adaptor for RNA export. The record is from RefSeq and is marked provisional. The coding region runs from base 43 to 1242 and encodes 399 amino acids. Lineage: Eukaryota; Metazoa; Chordata; Aves; Galliformes; Phasianidae. The transcript has 5 exons. Gene Ontology annotation, biological process: snRNA export from nucleus. Gene Ontology annotation, cellular component: nucleus.